CAAAUACAAAGGUUUAUUGUUUAUAGUCGUUUCUCUUUGUUUAAACAAUUUUUGCAUUUUUCGGUUUCUGAAGCAACGGAAACAAGUAACUGUUUUCAUUUUCAGAACGUCAAUUUGUGUUAAUCACCAGAAAAAAAGAUGUUAUGUGUUUUAAACCAGAAUAAACAACUGUCAGAAGCCACAAAAAUUGCAGAAUUUUUAACAUUUCCAGCUUCAGAUUUUAACAUGGAUUUUUCUGAAAGUGACAGAAGAGAAGCAAAGAAUUUUGUAGAAUUUUACAUAGAUAAAAUUGAAAAUCAUCGCAACUACUUUAGGUAUUAUCUUUCCGAAGACGUGAUAUUAGAUUGGUUUGGUCAAACGAUCAAAGGCGAAAAAAAUGUUGUGGCUUUUCUCAAAAAGACGAUAACUUCAGUAAAUCAUUUAUUAUCAGACGCUGUACCAGUGAAGAGCAUAGGUUUCAAAGAUACUCAUAAAGUUAAAAUUCCAAAGGACCAAAAGGCCAUUCCUUUUGCACUUUUGAGUCCUCCAAGGACAAUGUUACUGAAAACAGAAACCAAAACCCCUAAAAAACAACCUUUACCUUCGACAAGUUUUUAUAAUAAUAAUAACAACAACCAGAGAGAGCUCAGGAGCAAGUAUCAUAGAGAAAAAGGACAGGGUGAUGGAUUUGAUAAUACAACAGAUAUACCUACUUCACCGCUCAAAAAAAUCAAAACCUCCGACGUGGAAUUCGUAGAAAAUCUCGAAACGUUGGAAAGCGAAUGCGAUUGUACGGAAAGCACCCAAAAAUUGAAGUACGUCGUAUCUGAAGGCUGCGUCGAGUUCCACAAACCGAGUUUAAAGAAGUACCAAUCGGAAACAAAAUGGCGGCGACCGUGUAAAAUGAGUGUCGCGUAUACCGCCGUAGACUCUAACGAUUAUACGAUCUAUUUGAUUAUUUAUGAAGGUAACAUGAAAUGUAGGAGAAAUUUGAUGAAGGACUUUGAGGCCGAAGAGCCAGGGCAUUAAGUUUUUAUAAUUCUAACGAAAGCAUAGAUUGGUCUAUAUUGAAACGAUUCGAUGUUUCAUGAUGAAAAUAGAUGUUUAGACUAAUAUAACUCUUCUGUGCUUUCUAUUUACAUAUUUAGUGAUUCUUUAAUUCGAUAAUUUAUGUGAAAUUUCAUCUUUAUAAUAUAAUUAUACUAUAUUUGAUAAAUCCUUAACCAAGAUGUGUACACAAUUGAAAAAAAGGUAAUUUUUAUAAGGCGUACUAUUUAUCUAGUUGGACUAGACGUAAAUGUGAGUUAUAUUGUUGGUUUUAGUCCUAUUAUGUGCAAUUAUUUAUAAAACUAUAAUUAAAAAAGUAUAUGUAUACAUUUUUUGUUAACUUUAUAUUAUUUUUAUGUGUAUUGGUCUAAAUGAAGAAAGAUAAUAAAUAGGCCCAGUCACUUUUAUUUCUGAACUUGUAUUAAUCCUAUAUUUACACCCUUUUGUCUUCUAGUACUUUUGCUCAUAAGAUAUUUUAGCUAGUAAUAACAAUUGCAUCAAAUUCUUUCAGUGAAUCAUUAUGUUGGAAAAUCUCUAAUUCCCUUUACCCCUCCUAUCGGUUAAUGGCUAAAUAAGUCGUGGCAGAAAUAUAAUAUACUUUUUCUGACUAGGUAUGUUAUCAACUAGACCCAUUAUUAAAAAAUACACCCGAUAAGUUAAUUGCCUUCGAUUAUCGAUGGUGCAAAAUUUAUUAGUAGCAAAACUGGAGGGAUUCAAUCAAAAAUCAAAGAGAUCUAUAAAAAUGCACAUUUCGUGCACUGUUGCGCCUAUUAAUUUAAUGUAUGCAAAAAGCUACAAUCCCAAAUACUAACUCUCUGGAAUUCCAAGUUUUUUUUUUUUUUUUUUCAUUUUAACAAUUAGAUUUUGUUGG
Messenger RNA from Psylliodes chrysocephalus, 1897 nucleotides. The record is from the annotation of a GenBank genome assembly. NCBI's taxonomy places the organism in Eukaryota, Metazoa, Arthropoda, Insecta, Coleoptera, Chrysomelidae.